UUGCAGAAAUCUCUGACUUGGAUACCUUGGGCUUGGCACCAGACGACUUGGUUCGGUGGUAAAAUGUUGGAUGGCUGCGACUGCGUGGGUGAAUGGUUGGCGAGUUUCUUCGGUAUAACAACACCUAAAUACCAAUUCGAGAUCAACGAGUUCUACAGACUGCAAGCAUUAGAGAACGAAGCUCUUCGCAGACAGUCUUUAGAAAUGGGUGGAUGGAACGAGAGUCACAAGAACAAUCUCGUAAACGGCGUACCUUGAACUCCAUCAACAGUGCUGUUAAAUAUUUUAACAAUUGCAACUAUUUAUUUAAUUAUACACGACAAAUAUCAGUUCUAUCGUAGGCCUCUCUAUACGUUUUUAAUCGUGUAAAAGAUAGAGAAAAAUAUUUAACUAUACUUUAUUCGGUUAACGCAAAUUAUUGCAUUUCAAGUUAAAAUUAAAUCGGUUGUUCAAUAUGUAAAAAUUGUUAUACAAAUGUAAACCACCUGAAAGGUAAAAAAAUUACCUCGUAGUAUUAAAAUACUUUAUACAGACGUGAUACCAAUUACGAUAUAUAAAUCUUGUGACUUAUAUAAAUAUAA
This is a messenger RNA of Ceratina calcarata, 581 nucleotides long. Its product is annotated as protein FAM177A1. NCBI's taxonomy places the organism in Eukaryota, Metazoa, Arthropoda, Insecta, Hymenoptera, Apidae. The annotation marks the transcript as partial. The record is from RefSeq and is a predicted model, not a curated record. The transcript has a single exon.